Entrophospora sp. SA101 is the source of this 1296-nucleotide messenger RNA. The record is from the annotation of a GenBank genome assembly. Lineage: Eukaryota; Fungi; Glomeromycota; Glomeromycetes; Entrophosporales; Entrophosporaceae.
AUGAAUGAACGACUUUUUCGCCUACCAUUUGAAUCAAACGAUGAUGAGCUUGGCCCGUGGGAUGUUUUGCUCAGUAGUGAUGCAAUUGCAGAUAUGAAAAAAUUAGAGCCCCUUGCAAUCAAAGCAGUCAUGGAGAAACUCAUGCAAAUAUCAAGCGGAAAAUGGAAUAAGUAUGGACUGCAACAUACUGUACAAUCUUGCAUUGUACCUGUUUAUGAGGUGGAACUUCCAGAUUAUGGUGGCUUGAAGAUUCUCUGGCAAGUUGAUUAUGGAUUUUCUAUUCGUAGAAAUUCACUCAUGCAACAUGUGGCAAUUUGGACAGUCACCGUAAACCAAGAGCAAAUCAACGAAAUAUUAGAAAAUGUUUCAUUACUUCAUCAAGUCUACACUCCUGAGCAUAAAUGCUGGUGCACAUUGCAACAACAGAUUGGCAAAGGUAAUAUCAUUUUACCAAAAUCAUCCUUUGGAGAUGAAGAAACAACAAAAUCUACCCAGAGCAGAUUGAUGAAGAACCAAACAGAUGAUGAAAAUUUGUUGAAGGUCCAUGAAAUGCUUACCACAAAUAAAUUUGUUCCAUUAUCAAAGAAUUUAUUUAGGUCACUUGUCAGGGGUGGUACUAAAUUUACUUUUCAGGUAUCUAAGCUUGAGUAUGAAAUUAUUAACCAUCCUUCAUCAGCAAUUGUCAUUGGUCGUUCUGGAACUGGAAAAACCACAUGUAUUGAGUUUAGACUUCUUGGUUCAUAUUGGGCAAGUCAACUCAAUCAGAUGUCAUCUUCAAAUGACAAUAAUUCUAAUUCUCACAAAAGGCAAAUAUUCAUUACAUUGAGUAAACGCCUAUGCUGUAAAGUAAAAGAUGAUUUCAAUGAACGGUUAGAAGCAGCAGAAUCUGGUAAUGAAAAGAUGACUGAGGCUCAAUUUAAUGAGUAUGCAAAAAGAAAAGUUUGUAGCAAUAUUGAUAUGAAAAAUGUGACAAAACAGGGAAAGGGAAAUAUUGUGGAUUAUACUCCAAACUCAUUCAGUGAGCUUGAAGAUGGCCAUUUUCCAUUGAUAAUUACAUAUGAAACAUUCAUUAAAAUGCUUCUGAGAACUUAUGGCAUUAAUCUAUUGAAUCCAACCAAAAAACCAAAUUUUGAUACAGAUGACUAUGUCUCAGAUGCAUCAUGUAAACAUUUUGUAGACUACAGACUCUUUGCAAAAAAAUAUUGGUGUCAUUUCAAUGAUUAUUAUAGAAAGAACUUUGAUUGUGGGCUGGUUUUCUCUGAAUUUUCUAUCAUUAAGGUAUAUAAUGAUAUGUAA